This is a messenger RNA of Gamsiella multidivaricata, 1069 nucleotides long. Its product is annotated as ribonuclease H2, subunit C. The transcript has a single exon. The record is from RefSeq and is a predicted model, not a curated record. Gene Ontology annotation, biological process: RNA catabolic process. Lineage: Eukaryota; Fungi; Mortierellomycota; Mortierellomycetes; Mortierellales; Mortierellaceae. Bases 289 to 990 code for a protein of 233 amino acids. Gene Ontology annotation, cellular component: ribonuclease H2 complex.
AUGGAGUCCACCAGUACCGAAACAUCUGAUAGCCAACAUUGGGAUGCCCCAUGUUCGUUUGUCGGUAUGGUAUCUGUUAUGAGCAUUUUAUGAUCUGAGCUGGCUUUCGAAGCACAGCUGCUGUCCACAAGCGAGCAAAACCUUAAAUGAUGCCUGCUGUUUAGAGAAAACCGUUUGAAAGAAACAACAAACGCGCCAUCGUCUUUCAGGAGCUCAUUCCAGGAAUCUCAGGACCUAAAAUCGCCUUCUCUUUAGUAGUACCGAGGACAAGGAAUCUGAUUUGACGAGAUGGAAUCAGUCCUCGAACAACCCGUGGCGGCCCUGCCGUCCUCCGCACACCUCGAUCAGACAUCUCUGCAUCUCUUGCCGUGCGGGAUCCACCACGACGGCAAAGCGAAUAUCCAAGACUACUUCUUUCUUGUUGACGGAGCAUAUCCUUCCUCCAUCAAUGGAUCUUCUGCUACAGUGUCUGCAUCAAUAGCUCCGAGUAUGGCCCCCGAAACAUCGUCUUCAUCAACAGAAUCAACUGUUGUAGCGACCACGGAAACCACAGAGUCCACGGACACCAUCACCGGUAUGACUACCACGACCGUCGUCUCAGAAACCACCUCCACCUCCACUAGCACAACAGCAGCAACGACUACAUCCGUGCCCGAGGUCUCGUUCCGCGGCCGGACUCUCAAGGGCACUGUGAUCCCCGUUCCUGAAGGCUACAUCGGCACCAUCUACAAAUCCUACGAUGCUCCUGCCGCCGCCCACGCUCAGAAAUACAAUCGAGAUGAGGACGAAGCCAUGGAUGAGGACCAAGAGUAUGAGGCCAUGCUAAAUGGUAUGCAGGAGGAGCGCAAGGCCUUGAGGACCAAGGCCCAGUUUAAGGAAUUCAUGAUGUGGGGACAUGAUGAACAACCGACGUUGCGGUCAGAGAAGGUCGUCCGUGCGAUGCAGUGGUUUGAUAUUGCCAAGGUCCUGCAUGAGCCCUUGAUGGGAUAGAAAAGAAAGUGGCAAGGUGGAGAUAGUUCGUCUCCGUCCGUUAAGAACGAUGUACAUUAGUUAACAGUAAAUCAUGUUG